AUGGCUCAUACAACUGUACAACACCCAAAUAACCCUUAUGUAAACGGUCGGCUUGUAAGGAGGAGUUCACAGGACUUAGGAUUACAGGUUGUGGUUUAUGAAGGUUAUUACGAAUUUCUGAGGCGUUAUACACUUGGUGAACGUUUUGGAUCUGGAGGUUUUGGCCAUGUCCAUCGUGCUAGGCGUACAUCUGAUAAUAAAGAAGUUGUGGUUAAAGAAGUUCGCUCAGACAAAGUUCCUUGCUGGUGUUUGUUGGACAAUCAAUUAAUGCCAAUUGAAGUUGUACUUCUUGUUAUGUGUCAAGGUUUACCUGGAAUAGUUCGUCUAUUAGAUGCUUUUAAUUUUGGUCAAUCAUGGGCAAUUGUUAUGGAUCAAGUAUCGAAUACAACAUGUGAUAUGUUUGAUUAUAUUGGUGAACGAGUUGGUGUAUUACAUCGUGAUAUAAAAGAUGAAAAUAUUUUAAUAAAUCGUACAACAAAUGAAUUAGUCCUAAUUGAUUUUGGUUCUGGUGCAUUUCUUGAAUCACGUUUGUAUACAGAUUUUGAUGGUACUCGUGUUUAUAGCCCACCUGAAUGGAUUUUAAAUAGUCGAUAUCAUGGAAAACAAGCAGAAGUAUGGUCAUUAGGUGUACUACUUUAUGAUAUGUUAUGCGGUGAUAUUCCUUUCGUAAAUGAUAAGGGUAUUAUUGGAGGAAAGUUACGAUAUCGUAGAGACAAUUUAAGUGAAGCAGCUAAACAUCUUAUUGCGAGCUGUUUAAAUAUGGAUCCGUCUAAACGUCCAUCAUUAUUGGAAAUUCUGCAGCACCCGUGGAUGCAAGCACAUAGACCACAACCUGGUACUCAGAUUCCACCUGCCUUUCAAAUAGCUUUAAAUGCUUUAGAAAAUGCAUUGGCUACGCGUGAAUCAAGUACCGAUAUUAAUUCAAAUGUGACUAACGCACUGAUUCACAAAAUUCUUCUUCUGGAACGCAAAACUCAAACUUGUCAAAUCAAAUGGCAUCUGGUUUAG
Trichobilharzia regenti is the source of this 1008-nucleotide messenger RNA. Lineage: Eukaryota; Metazoa; Platyhelminthes; Trematoda; Strigeidida; Schistosomatidae. The record is from the annotation of a GenBank genome assembly.